AUGGUAGCUUCAGCUGGAAAUACGCCUACUGGGCCUUCGAGGAUGCCAACUCCUCAAACGCCAUUCUCGAGGAAAAGUACCCCCGAUCAUUCUCAACCUAGACACAACUAUGCACCAAACGCAUCUGUCGCGCUCAUCGGCAUGCGAGGCAGCGGCAUGUCAACGCUAGCGGUCAUGGCUUCGAGCGCCUUGGGUUUUCGAGUUCUAGAUGCGGAUCAAUACUUCUACAAGGCCACAGGGCUUUCUAGAGCAGUAUACAAAGCGACUCACGGCAUAUCUCAAUACCGACAAGAGGAGUUGAGACUAAUGAGAUCCAUGCUCUUCGACAAUCCGACCGGCGCAGUCAUCGUGUGCGGUCCCGGUGUUGUUGAAGGUACGGGAAAGGAAUGGCUUGCCGAGUAUGCCAAGGAUCAUCUCAUCAUUUACAUUCUUCGAGACGCUGAAGAGAUUCAACGGCAUCUGAGAGUAUUCGACGUGGAAACUAUUCGGGAUCUCACACGUCGUGCAGCACCAGCUUACCGGAAUCUGUCAAGUUUUGAGUUCUACAACAUCUCAGAUAUGUCGCUAUACAGACUAGAUACUGCAACCCCACGUGGCGAUAUAUCGCCUAGGGCUCUUGCACUCAAAAAAGUAGAAGAAGACUUUCUGCAGUUGAUAUACAGCAUCACAAGGCGAGACGACUGCUACAGCAAGUACAAAGCAAAGAACAGUCUUUCUUCCAUACCACUGGAGACAAGAAAGUUUACCUAUUCUUUAUCCUUGCCACUGUCAACGCUCAGCACGCUGAUUACUGAGUUUCGCGGACUGGACACGGAAGCAGAUGCUCUUGAACUCACAAUACCGGCUAUCAGUCUCGGAAAUGAGGUCAACAGCAAGGACACUGCCACAGAUAAAAUCAGCAGGCAUUUCUUCGUCGUCAGGAGAAAUAUACGACUUCCAAUUAUAUACCAUAUCGAUACAUACGGAAGUGAAAGGAGGAUCUCCGAGGAUGAGUACUUUGAGCUUCUACAUCAUGGGCUCCGCCUGGCUCCGGAGUACCUCUGUGUCGAUCUCAAAUGCGACACAGCCAAGAUCCAGAACCUCAUUGCAUCUAAAGGCCAAACGAAGGUCGUCGCACACUAUAUCGUUUCAGACCCAGCAGAAGAUGGCUGGAACUUACCAAAACAAUGGGCCAUGAUUGAGCGAGCUCAAAGUCUCGGAUGCGACAUCAUCCGUGUCUGUCAAGAGGCGAGGUCCAUGGAAGACAACUUCGCCGCCCAACACUUUAUCCAUCGAGUCAAAUCGUCGCCAGAUCACGCCAUACCUUUAAUAGCAUACAACACUGGCCGCCUUGGACGUAUGUCCUGCUAUCUCAAUCCCAUCCUCAGCCCGGUUACGCACCCACUGGUCCGAAGGUUGGUACCCAACUGUCCAUCAAACGCUCUUCUUACUGUGCAAGAAGCGCAGAAAGCAGUCUUCUCAUCCUUUCUUCUCGACGGCCAGUAUUUUGGCAUCUACGGGAAUUGCACAUCAAAGAGUCUGUCACCGGCUAUGCACAAUGCUGCCUUUAAGCUCUUGGGAAUGCCGCACCGAUACAACAUCUUCCUUCACGAGUCGUUGGACCAGCUGUUUGAACUUGUUAAGGACAACACUUUCGGAGGUGCGAGUAUAACUGCACCAUUCAAAACGAGUAUAAUACCCAGGCUUGACUUUUUGAGUGAAGAGGCAAAGGCCAUUGGAGCUGUGAACACUCUUUUAUGUCUGAAAAAGCCUGCUAUGGACUCUUUACUUGACAGAAAUACGGCUGGACCAACAGUAGCUCUUUUUGGUGAGAACACUGAUUGGAUUGGUAUUCAUACCUGCGUUCAACGAAAUCUAUCUCCUAUCAAUGCUGUCAGAAGACGGACGACAGGGCUAAUCAUAGGCGCUGGAGGCAUGGCUCGUGCUGCUGCGUACGCACUCAUUAGACUCGGUGUUCAGACGAUUCUCAUUCACAAUCGAACUCGUUCCAGGGCAGAAGAACUGAUCAAGCAAUUCGAUAACCAACAUAAGAACGAAAGUAGCAAUACUGCGUCGGAUUGCACCGAGAUAGGGAGCGGAAGUCAUGACCAUCCUUUGUUUAGAGUCAUCACUUCGAAAGACGACGCAUGGCCUGAAGAUCUAAGCCUACCAACAAUUGUAGUCUCGUGCGUGGCAACGCGAGAGAUCGAUGGGGAGUGCUCAGCAGACACAAGUCUCCCAGAUCAUUGGCUUUCAAGCCCAACAGGUGGCGUCGCAAUCGAGGUAAGCAUUGACGGUUCCGAUUAA
Fusarium fujikuroi IMI 58289 is the source of this 2286-nucleotide messenger RNA. Its product is annotated as related to negative-acting regulatory protein. The transcript has a single exon. Gene Ontology annotation, biological process: shikimate metabolic process; chorismate biosynthetic process. Bases 1 to 2286 code for a protein of 761 amino acids. Gene Ontology annotation, molecular function: 3-dehydroquinate dehydratase activity; shikimate 3-dehydrogenase (NADP+) activity. The record is from RefSeq and is a predicted model, not a curated record. NCBI's taxonomy places the organism in Eukaryota, Fungi, Ascomycota, Sordariomycetes, Hypocreales, Nectriaceae.